AUGAAAGAAGAAUUGCAAGCUUUAACAAAGAUACAAACUUGGGAUUUGGUGGAUCUUCCGGUUGAUAAAGCUGUCGUGGGAUGCAAAUGGGUUUAUAAGAUCAAAACUCGUGCUGAUGGAUCAAUAGAACAAUAUAAAGCUCGUUUGGUGGCCAAGGGCUUUACUCAAGAAUAUAGUAUUGACUAUGGAGAAACCUUUGCACCUGUAGCUCGUCUUCCUUCUAUUCGAAGCCUUAUUGUUGUAGCUGUUGUACAAAAAUGGCCAUUGUUCCAAAUGGACGUCAAAAAAAUGUUUUUCUUAAUGGGAAUCUCUCCGAAGAAGUCUACAUGA
Ricinus communis (castor bean) is the source of this 330-nucleotide messenger RNA. RefSeq lists its product as uncharacterized. NCBI's taxonomy places the organism in Eukaryota, Viridiplantae, Streptophyta, Magnoliopsida, Malpighiales, Euphorbiaceae. The record is from RefSeq and is a predicted model, not a curated record. Bases 1 to 330 code for a protein of 109 amino acids. The transcript has a single exon.